AUGGAUGUUUACCGGGAGAUAUGCAAUAUUGAGAAGAUCCUACCGCCUCUCCCGAUUAAACACAAGAGAGGAGGAAGUCAAAAUGAGUAUUGCGAAUACCACCGAAUCUACGGGCAUUCUACCAAUGAGUGCUAUGACCUAAAGAAUGUCAUAGAAAAACUGGCACGAGAAGGAAGACUAUACCGGUUCUUAGCCAGUAGAGCGGAUGAACCAAAAAUGAGUAGAAGGGAUGAAGAGGUCGGACAAGUUGAAUGUCCCCCUCAUACCCCUAAGAGACAUGUUCACAUGAUAAACAGAGGAUUCGCAGGAGGAGGGAUCUUUAAGUCAUCCCGCAAAAGACACCUUAAAGAGGUGCAUCAUGUCGGAGAUGGGGACAGGUCAUCCGACCUCCCCAUUAUUACCUUCACUCAAGAAGACGCAGCAUGCAUCAUACCGGGGCAUGACGACCCCGUGUUCAUUACCAUCAUACUCGCCAAUGCUAAUCUCCACCAAACAUUGGUAGAUCAAGGAUGCUCCAUGGAUAUCCUAUUUAAAUCCGCCUUUGACAAGUUCGGCCUACAGGAAAAAGAGCUCAGGGCAUAUCCAAAUAGUUUGUUCGGGCUCGGAGACACCCCAAUCCAGCCACUUGGGCACAUCCCUCUGCACACAACAUUUGGAAAAGGAACACGGUCUAGAACAUUGAGCAUAGACUAG
Molecule: messenger RNA, 693 nt
Organism: Arachis duranensis
Lineage: Eukaryota; Viridiplantae; Streptophyta; Magnoliopsida; Fabales; Fabaceae
Exons: 1
Coding region: 1-693 (230 amino acids)
Source: RefSeq, a predicted model, not a curated record